This is a messenger RNA of Symbiodinium necroappetens, 915 nucleotides long. Lineage: Eukaryota; Dinophyceae; Suessiales; Symbiodiniaceae. The record is from the annotation of a GenBank genome assembly.
AUGACGACUUCAGACAUCUGCGAUGUGUAUUUGAGGCUCGUCGCUUCUGAGGAAUCAUACCGAGAAGUUAAGGAGCUUUUCCAAAGCCAAAACGGCCGUGAUGAGGAGCUAGAGCUGCUGGGAAAUGCAGCCUUGGAAAGUAGCGAGGUCGUUGCAGAGCAAUACUUCGAAGUCCGAUCGUGGCAAGAGUAUUUCCAGGAUGAGGUCAACGUGACCAAGUACAGUGUCAAAAAGCACGGAAUACUUGGCACGCUGAAGAACGAGGUCGUUGAGGUCGGCAAUGACGUCAAGGACCUCGGCCGUGGAGCUGCAACUGUAGUUCAAACUGGACGAGAGCAGGUGCCACACCUGGUACGAGCUGCGACGGACACAGUGGGCAACGUAGUGCAGACCGGAAGUGCUGCAGCAGCUUCUACCGGGGCGAGCUUCGCUGCAAGGAGCCAAGAACACAUCACCACGGCUGUCCAUGAAACCGUUGUGGCACCGGUGAAGCGUGCAUGGCAUUUGAUGGCGACAGGCUUCAUUCUGUGCGUCCUCGUGCCCCUGUUUGCUCUCAGGACGUAUGCUCCCCUGAACUCCGUGGUGUCAAACCUAGGUCUGCUGUGGCUCUUGAUUUGCACAUGCUGCCCACCCAGGGGAAUGAACGGAAGAGCAGGGAAGUCUGCGCUGCUGCUGCUCUAUCCAUUGAUAACAGUGGCUUUGCCACUGGCACUUCACUAUUGGGCAACUCAUCCUCAACUCUCACAAGAUGUCGGCGACAUGUUCCGUCGAUUGCCGGAGCAAUUGGGCCGAAUUCCUGAGCAGCUGAAGGAGCUGCCUGGCAUCAACAAGCUGCGGUGUAGCGAUAACGACCAGAGCUGCCCUACGCCCAGUCUGAGAGGGUCAGAGGCACCAGAAUCUGGGCCAGGGUCGUAG